AUGGUUGAUGACAACACCAACAUCAUUCAUCGCCCACCUAUAGACAAAGACAUCCACCAGAAGCAUACCCUGCUUCAUCAUGAUGGAACAUCAGCAGCUCACAACAACGCUCUCUCAAACCAGAGAAGCACUGUCGAUGUGGCUCUUCAAUUCCUUGCAUCGACCAGUAAUGAAGUACUUCUAGGUGUUGUUGCAUGUGCCACUAUCACCACUGCUUUUAUUCUAGGAAAGUUUGGCUUCCUCCUGAUCGGAGCUCUUGCUGGCUUUAUCUUGCAUUCCUCCUGGGAGAAUACAGCCCAUGAAAUCACUAGUGGGAUAUUGAGAAAGAACCGAUCAAAGAAGAUCGAACCAUUACAAGCAUUUCCAAGUCCUUUACUUGAUUGGGAAGAUCGGAAACCUGACCGCAAUGGUCAACGGGCGGAUGAGAGCGAGGGGCAAAAUGAGGGCAUGCAUACAAUUAAACCUGAUUUCUCCUCAUUUGGACCGAAGACAGCUGCAUCCUUAAGGUCAAUCAGAGAUGAGAUUCUCAAUAAAUAUGUGAACCAGUGGUCCAAGCUAAUAUUACCACCUGAAUCGACAUUUACAACAUCGUGUCGAGAAGUGCUGGUCGGCUUUGUUACAAGAUUGGGGCUGCAUAUUUCCCGCAAGCGACCUGCCGACACUUUCCUGGAGCUUCUCAUUAACUUUAGCUCCCUCAUGAUCGUGUUCUUGAAUGAGUUGUCUGCUGCCUUCAAUGCUGCUGAGUUUGCGGAAUCACCCGAGCGGUUCAUAUCACGCUAUCUAGAUCUGCACCCAGCCAGCAACCUAGCGAAUAUCCUACAAAAAGAACAGCAGCGACAAAAAAUGAAAAUGGUAGCAGAAGACAUUUUGUCGGGAUACCUCGAUUCGAACGUCCAUGAUUGCGCCCUGAUGAGACAGUUUCUUCGCGAUGUACUUUCCAGUAUCAUGUCCGACUCGGUCGUCUCAGCUCUCUCACAGCCAGAGACCAUUAAUGCGUGGAUCGUACAACUUCUUGGGGAAGGUGAAUCCCAAAUAAUGCAGGCCAUAGAUCUCGGUGUUGAUAAAGCCAAAAGCCAAGACGUGACAGUCAGUGAUACCAGUCGGAUGACGAUGUCUGACUGCAAUUUCGAGUCAUGCGAAGAUAACGCUUCUCCCCUACGAGACUCUGACUCUCCUACUAGCCAAAUGACAACAGCUGAAAAUACAGAGGCGGCAUCCUUCAAGCAACGCGGUGCGGCUGUGUCCCCGCAGAGGGAGGAAUUUCUAAACCUCGCACAAAAUCGAGGUCGUGCCGGAGCUCCUCCUGUAACGAGCAACGAAGGCACGAAUUGCCCCCCUCUCGGUGUAGAUUUUCACAGCCACUCAUCACUCGCACAUGCAGAAGAGCACAUGACACUAGAAGCAAUGGAAAGUGGAAAUUGCGAAACGUCAGCUCUCCCUCAAUCAUCGGCGCCACCUACUGGCGACAUAGUCUUGGAUGAGGCGGCAUCAUCCCCGUAUCUGACGUUUCAUCAUGCCGCUUUGAGUAUCGAUCUAAAUCUGGACUCGGAAGGUGGUGAACACUUUCGGUUUAAGCCAACAUGCGAGUUUUUGCUUCAAAUAGAACCGCAAUUGACAAGGUCUACCGGCUGGAUGGUUUUCAGGAAUUAUGCUGACUUCGAAUCCCUUCACAAUACCUUGAGUACGAUCUCGAAGUUGAACGAAAUUCAUGAUUUCAUGGAUCUUUUCCCAGCUCUACCUCCGUGGAAAGGCCAGACCAGACUAGGUCUAGCCAAAAGACUAGAGCAGUAUCUUCGUUGUGCCCUCGAGAAUGGACCACUCGCCGAAAGUGAAAAGAUGAAGUGUUUCCUUAACAGGGAUGGUAGCAUGGGAACUGGUUCAAUCGCUGCGUCAAGGAAGAUUGGACUUUCCUUUCCGGUUCCGAAUACACUCGGGGCAAUGGGGAAGGGCGUUCUCGGUGUAUUUGCCAACGCGCCUAAGGGCGUGCCGGGACGUGUUUUUGAAGGUAUGACUGGCGUAUUCGGGAGUGGGUGCGGCAAAGAGCUUGCCCUCGGCGCUGAAAGUAGCAGAUCUGAUCAUUAUUCCUCAGUUGUUGACCAGCAAUAUGAGCACGGGUGUGGUUCUUCGACCCAGCACCCUAUUGUCACUCAAUCCAGUGAAGUUUCCUGUGAUUGGGCUCAUUCUAUGCUAUCCGAUAAUAGAAGCCAUUUGAUGACAUCACAAUCUUCUGCAGAUGGAAAGCCUUCAGACAUUUCCCGCUCGUUGGGAACCAUACCGCCUGGCGGGUCUCAAGCAGCCGCAGUUGACGGCAAUGAUUUGAACCGUCCGGCUUCCAUCAUCUUGGAUCCAGAAGUCGAUUCUUCAAGCGUUGGGGAGUGCUCCUUGAGCCCAGAGAUGCUGGGUGCAUCUGGCGAUAAAAUGGACUGUCGCACAAUUCAAGUAGAGGAACAAGAAAGAAGAAUCCAAGGCAAUUCUAUCACACAAGAGGAAGCCCGGACAGCCCUGGAACUCAUCUUUGCCGUGAUUAAUGAACUGUAUACAUUGUCCUCAGUCUGGGACAUUCGCCGAAGGCUGCUCAAUGCCGCCAAGACUUACGUGUUGCGCCCAGGAAACCCGAAUUUGGAGAUGAUUCGCGAGGUGUUCCAGGAGUCUGUUAUCAAGUCGCAUUUUUCUGAUGACGCAAUCGGAUCGUAUCUCAUGAAACUUCGUGAAAAUGCUCUUCCCACGGAAGCUGAGAUUACAAGCCUGCGUGGGCCUAUGAGUGGGCCAGAGAAAGAGCGCUUGAAAGAGACUGCGCGAAGGCUGUUUGUUGAAAAAGGGCUACCGCAGGCGCUCACCGGUCUCAUGGGAACAGCUGCUAGCAAAGAAGCUCUGGGUAAGCUCUUUGAUUGUCUCCAGGUCAGAAUUAUCGCACAAGGAUUUAUGUUUUCCCUUCUGCUACAGGUGUUGAGGGCGAUUGUCUUCUAG
Messenger RNA from Aspergillus brunneoviolaceus CBS 621.78, 2967 nucleotides. Its product is annotated as PX domain protein. Lineage: Eukaryota; Fungi; Ascomycota; Eurotiomycetes; Eurotiales; Aspergillaceae. The record is from RefSeq and is a predicted model, not a curated record. The transcript is spliced from 2 exons. Bases 1 to 2967 code for a protein of 988 amino acids. Gene Ontology annotation, cellular component: intracellular membrane-bounded organelle. Gene Ontology annotation, molecular function: phosphatidylinositol binding.